Trichomycterus rosablanca is the source of this 2562-nucleotide messenger RNA. It is a transcript of the gene klf8, whose product is annotated as Kruppel like factor 8. Lineage: Eukaryota; Metazoa; Chordata; Actinopteri; Siluriformes; Trichomycteridae. The record is from RefSeq and is a predicted model, not a curated record. Bases 337 to 1380 code for a protein of 347 amino acids. Gene Ontology annotation, biological process: regulation of transcription by RNA polymerase II. The transcript has 6 exons. Gene Ontology annotation, molecular function: RNA polymerase II cis-regulatory region sequence-specific DNA binding; DNA-binding transcription factor activity, RNA polymerase II-specific.
CGCCGGGCAGAGGGUGGAGACGCAGGGUGGGGUCACACACACACAACAGGCAGAGGAGGGAGACGGAGAGAUCGAGCCCAACCCCGAACACGGCAACAACACACACAUACAGAACAGCGCGGUUACAGCCAGCAAAGCGGAUUUCACCCAUCGGGGGACAUGAUCGAGAAAAUUUCAACUGUCACCGCUUCGUUUUCCUCCUGAACUGAUCGGAAAGGUGGAGAGCAAACUUGCGGUCAAGAUUACUGUUAUUCAAAUCCACCCCACCCGGGCGACCCCCCCCCCCCGCUCCACUCCACCCCUUUUUACCGCUGCACCCCCCGCUUAGCUACCGACAUGCACACGGAGACUCGCAAAAAGAAAUGCAAGCCGAGUUCUGAAAAAUCUAACGCUCCCACCUCAGAGCCCUCCAAGGAGAUGCCAUCCAUACAGAUCAAGCCUGAGCCAGAGGAGGUGGAGUGCACAGUGAAGCAGGAACCCGAGGACUGCCCAGAGCCGACGGACCUGAAGCUAAAGUCCUCUCCACCUUCCCUCCGUGUUAUCGACGUACGUUCCCUUGAUGCCGACCAGACCGAGCCCGUGGACCUCUCGCUCAACAAGCCCCGUCCCUCGCUUCCCGUGGCCACUGCACCCAUGGCCACACCGGUGAACCCUGCACCUUCUCCGAGCAGCAUCAGCACCAGCGCCACUCUUCCGGCCGUGUUGGCGACACCGGGCUCUUUUCUGGCAUCAGCGCAGGGUAUCGGGGGCCAACAGAUCCUGCAUGUUAUUCACACUAUCCCCUCGAUGAAUAUGGCAGGCAAGGUGGGCCAAUUGCAAACCAUUCCUGUGAUGGUGCAGUCAUUGCCUGUUGUCUACACUGCAGUGCCGGCUGAUGGAGUGCCUGCUGCCGCUGCCAUCACGGUGCCCCUUAUUGGCACAGAUGGCCGUUCUGAAGGGUCAGUGCUAAUUAAGCCAGGCUCGACCUCACCGAUAGAGUACCAGAGUGACAGCGAUGUGGAGAGUGGUACAGAGUCGGGAUCAGCCUCCUUUAGAACACAGAGCAUGGACAACAGUUUAAACACAGAUGUGGACAUCCAAGGAGACCCCGAUUCUCCAGACAUGAAGAGAAGACGAGUGCACAUGUGCGAUUACGAUGGCUGCAACAAAGUGUACACAAAGAGUUCCCAUCUAAAGGCACACCGGAGAAUACACACAGGAGAGAAACCAUACCAGUGUACGUGGGAGGGCUGCACGUGGCGCUUUGCCCGCUCCGACGAGCUCACGCGUCACUACCGAAAGCACACAGGGAUCAAGCCAUUCCGCUGCACUGACUGCGACCGUAGCUUCUCCCGUUCCGACCACCUAGCCCUUCACCGGCGCCGCCAUGUCAUGAUGUGAUCAUGGUUGUGCCUAGUACUCAAUUUAGCCCUGCCUCUUUUCCACCUACUCCUCAGGAGACUCCACCCCGGAGAGGGUUGUGAGAACUGUGAAGCUAACCAUCCCUUCCUCAUGAGAACACGCCUGUCGAAGAUGGAGCCGCAUGCCUGCGGGGUCGCUCUACCCCGUUAGUACAUGGCUGGAGCCACAGCUUACCCAACGUGCCCUCCUUUCCUGCCUUGUUGUGCUCCUUCAGUGCUUGCUUCAACACCCUUCUCUCUGGACCACAGGGAGGUAAAGACAAAAAUGCACCGAUUAACAUGGAAGGGACACGGAGAGGAAAAGAGAGUCCACUGUCCUUGCAAAGCAGGACCAGACGAUGGAGACGGCACAUGAUCAGACAUGAGUGUUUUUUUUUUUUUUAUCAAAUUAAGGAAACAGGGAUGAAUUUACAAGUUCUCUGUGAUUUGUACCUUUUAUCUGAACGUUUUAGUUGUACCACAAUUGGUUUGCAUGAGCUAGCUCUGUGUUGAGGUGUUUUUAUGUUUGUGUGGCUGAAUGUUCAAGUAGAAUGCAUUUUUAUUUGAUUUUCUUUUAAGACCGCGCAAUAUAUGCCCUCUCUUUUAUUUUAUGAACAAAUGUGUAGGGGGUUUGCUGUUCUGUCCACCUACCAUGCCUAAAAAGUAGAGACAGAGAGCUAAGACUGUGAAUUAAAAAAAAAAAAAUCUAGUAUAAUGUUUCUUCUAAUUGGCUAAUUUGGUCAUUAGGUAAACUACAUUAUUAUUAUUUACACACAGAUCGGUGCAGAUAAACUAAUCCUAUACAAAUAAUGAAAACGAUUGAGUGAACCAGAAAAAAUAAGGGGCCGUAUUCAGAGUUGUUACUUCAACGUAUUCAGAAAUUAAAACGAAUAAAAUAAAACUGUUCACAUUGAUAGAUAGAGCUGAUUCAUCUCUGGAAUUAAGGGCUGUUUGGACACCUGCACAUUCAAAUCUCAGUCAUCCACCUUGACGUAGAGUUUACAGUCUUACAGUUUGUUAAAACCAUGUUUAUUCACCAAGGAAGUCAGAGCAAUAUAUGCCAUCUGAAGUAUUAAAUAUCUAAAGGGGUCUUAUUUUAAAACAUAACUUUUAUUAAAGCACUUUACAUUGUUUUAUCAAUUAAAAUAAGUCAAGGACUUGCUCUGUACUUCUGUUUUUUUUG